Messenger RNA from Sphaeramia orbicularis (orbiculate cardinalfish), 625 nucleotides. RefSeq names its product chromosome 22 C5orf63 homolog (gene c22h5orf63). The record is from RefSeq and is a predicted model, not a curated record. The coding region runs from base 215 to 526 and encodes 103 amino acids. Lineage: Eukaryota; Metazoa; Chordata; Actinopteri; Kurtiformes; Apogonidae. The transcript has 4 exons.
AAAAAGAAGAAAAAGAAGAAGAAGAAGAAAAAGAAGAAGAAGAAGAAGACGUUCGUAUUUCCGCGAAGCCGCUGCUGAAACUUCAGACUUUAUUAAAAGUGUCAAAUCUCCGAACUGAUCCAGAUUGAGGCGGGCUCAUCCGGGACUCAGCAGGACUUUCCAUCCGGACUCGGUCAGUGACGCUGCUUUUCUUUCUGUUUCUUCUCAGGCGAACAUGUUUUUGCUGAAGACUUCUCCUCUGCUACCUCUCAGAGCUUUCUGCUCCAAGACUUUACCCACUCUGACUCUGUUUACCAAGGAUCCAUGUCCACUGUGUGAUGAUGCCAAACAGGUUCUGGAGCCGCUGAGACACAGAUUUGUCUUUGAGCAGGUGGACAUCAGUUGUCCAGAAAACAGGGUGUGGUGGGACCGCUACAGGUGGGACAUCCCUGUGUUCCACCUGAACGGCCGCUGGGUCAUGAAACACCGAGUGGACCUGGACCUGUUGGACCGCCUGCUGAGGGACGCAGAGACGCAACACACGUGAAGACUGCCUCUGGGUCUUAGGGCUGGACCUGGACCUGUCCAAUAAUCAAUAUAAAAGCUUCAGUCAAAUAAUUAAUAUUAAAGCUUCAGUCCAUCAGUC